Messenger RNA from Solanum stenotomum, 402 nucleotides. Its product is annotated as jacalin-related lectin 3-like. Lineage: Eukaryota; Viridiplantae; Streptophyta; Magnoliopsida; Solanales; Solanaceae. The record is from RefSeq and is a predicted model, not a curated record. The transcript is spliced from 2 exons. Bases 1 to 402 code for a protein of 133 amino acids.
AUGGAAAUGAUAAAAGUAGGGCCAAUAGGAGGAAAAACAACAGGAGGAAGUGUUUGGGAUGAAAAAGGUGAAGGUGAAAUUGCCAAAAUUUUUGUUACAAGUGGUACUCAAACAAAUUUUGUUUUAUCACUUCAAUUCCUCUUUGUUGAUCAAAAUGGACAAUUUAUUUUGUCUGAUAGACAUGGUGCUCAGUACAAUUAUAGCUACACUACAACCUUCAAUACUGUUGUUUUGGUUUAUCCAUCGGAACUUCUUAUCGAAAUAAAAGGUACCUAUUACUCGAAUGGUUUGAGAUCGAUAACAUUUGUGACUAACAAAGAUACGUAUGGGCCAUAUGGCAGCGCAAGGCCCAUGAUAGUCGACAGAGAGAUUGAUUUUCAAAUAGGAAAUGAUCCUUCUUGA